Molecule: messenger RNA, 663 nt
Organism: Fusarium fujikuroi IMI 58289
Lineage: Eukaryota; Fungi; Ascomycota; Sordariomycetes; Hypocreales; Nectriaceae
Exons: 1
Coding region: 1-663 (220 amino acids)
Source: RefSeq, a predicted model, not a curated record
AUGUCGUCGGCACUAACCACACCAGUUUUCAUACUUCCCUUUGCUCUCUACAAAGAACAAACGCCCUCAGCCGUAGUCAUCGCCGCCAAUCCAACAGCGACAACAAUACAAUUAUACUGUCCCGACGAAGUCUCCGCAGCAUGCGAAUCAUCUGGGUACAAUAACUCCAUUGUAAUCGGACCAUGGGCAAGUAAGACUGUCCCAGCUGGCGCGGCUUCAACAGGCGUCUUCCAUUGGAUGUUGGCUUUGAAUGAUCUGGGCGGCGCCAGCUCUGUUGAGUGCCUUGUGAGCAGUGGGACGCCUCAGAUUUGUACGACCAUGGCGCUGCCGAAGGAAACCGGGGAAGACGGUAUUACAGAUGUUGCGACUGGUCUUGGGAGCAUCACGAAAGAGUUUGAGCUCAAGUUUGGUACGCUGCCAAUUGUCAUCACCAAGGGCCAGGAACUGCUUGAAAGAGCAUCUCAGGCCACGACAACAGAGGAUUCCAGUGCUGCUCAAGCCACUGGAAGUGAGACUGAGGCUGCAAGUGCAGAGGUCACGGCUACUAGCGCUUCAACUGAUGCUGCGGCACCGAAGGAAACUAAUGGGGCUGAAUCAAGUGCUGUCCGUAUGUUGGGUGCCUUAUUUAUGGCCGGACUAGCCUCUUUCAUUGUGCAGUUCUGA